AUGGAUGCGUUUGCGACCAAGGCCGGCCGGAAGAUCUUCGAACGCCAUAUCAAGCAGUACGAGGCCAAGGAUCCGCUCUACGAGACAUAUGUGGACGACAAAGGUCGUCAGCGCAGGCGCAGGCGCGAGACUCCCCCUGGACUAUCUAAGCGCGACGUGAAAGUCUUGAGGUCCGUGCAGCGCCGCGCGCACUAUCUGGACAAGGGUUUCAGCAUCUGCGGAAUGCGUUUCGGCUGGACGUUCGUAAUUGGGAUAAUUCCUGGUGCUGGAGACGCUGCUGAUGCCGCCCUGAACUACCUGCUCGUGGUGCGCAAAGCGAAGCAAGCAGAAAUACCUGGCUGGCUCCUGAGCAAAAUGCUCGUCAACAACGCCAUCUCCAUCGGGGUUGGCGUUGUCCCCAUCGUCGGCGACAUCGUCCUCGCGAUGUUCAAAGCGAACUCACGCAACGCCGCGCUCCUCGAGGAGUACCUCCGCCUGCGUGGGGAGGAGUACCUCACGCCCGAGAGCGAGCGCAAGCAGGACGCGAAGGUGGUCAAGCCUGGCGCGGGCAAACUGCCGGACGAGGUCAUCCCGACGGGCGAGGACGCGCACAGGCCGGCGCGCGGGGGGAGAGGCCUCAGCUGGUUCCCCCGUGGGAGCAAGGGCAGCAAGAAGGACAAGGCGAAGGGUGUGGCGGAGCCCACGACUGCGACGCCGACUGGCAGCGUACGUUCGCCGGAGAGGGGCCGGUUCGUCGAGGACGUCCCGCCUAGCACGGCUGGCGUGAGCGACGUGCAGCGCAAGUGAGCUGCCCCCAGAUUGGGCGUGUCGCCUGGCGCAGAUCAUCAUAGUCACAUACCUGGGACCUAUUUGGAAUAUUGAAGAAUUGUAUACCCUUCGGACGUAGCAUGUAGAUUCAUUGUGAUCUUGUUCGCCUUUUGACUACCGCCUUACUUACUAACCUUGC
Dichomitus squalens LYAD-421 SS1 is the source of this 946-nucleotide messenger RNA. RefSeq lists its product as uncharacterized. Bases 1 to 786 code for a protein of 261 amino acids. The transcript has 4 exons. The record is from RefSeq and is a predicted model, not a curated record. NCBI's taxonomy places the organism in Eukaryota, Fungi, Basidiomycota, Agaricomycetes, Polyporales, Polyporaceae.